Messenger RNA from Cuscuta campestris, 755 nucleotides. Lineage: Eukaryota; Viridiplantae; Streptophyta; Magnoliopsida; Solanales; Convolvulaceae. The record is from the annotation of a GenBank genome assembly.
AGUGAUAAUAUUUGGUGACUUGGAGUGCUAAGUAGAGUGAUUUCUUAAAUUUAAAUGAAAAAUUUUUAAAAAUGAAAAUCUAUUUAAAAAAAAUCCUUACUAACAUUUUGUUAGUCAAAAGGGGUCAUUUUCAUUAACUCGUUGUUAGCAAUUUAAAGAUGACCCAAAAAUAAAAAAAAUUAAUAAAUUUAAAUUUAUUACACUUAAAAGAUAAGAUUAUUUCUGGAAAAUCAUAUACUCAGUAUAAAAUUGAGAUUAUUUUAAAUAUUUUUUUAAAAAUUAAUUUCAAAUUAAAAAAGCAGCUAGCUGGAAGAGCAUGAAUGGCCGUCAGCGCCAACGACGAGAGAAAAAUCACACCCAUCCGCACCUGAGAAACUCAACGGCGACCACGAAUAGGAAGAUCAGAGUGCCUUAGAAAAGCAAAUGAAUCCGAACCUGAGAAUUCAGAGGUACUUGAUCGCGAUUGAGUCCAUCGGAACUCGCUUCGCCGGCGCUCAGCAACAACCAGAUUGCCUAACUGUCGUGGGAGCUCUGGAGGGGCAACUCGAAGUUCAGCUGACCAAAUUGACAAUUAGAUGCAACAUGUUUCAUGUGAUCAUGAAGUACAUGGUUCUUGGUGAAACAGCUGGUAAUUCAUUGUCAUAAUAGAGAUGUGACACAACAAUAGGGGUGGUGAGAUACUGAAGCCCUAUAACCCCUGCAACUCGAGCACCCAAAACUUCGACACCAUGAUGCAAUAAAAGGUCUUAUUUAUU